AAACACAAUCCGUAGGUCCUAAGCAAGACCCGAAUAGUGAGUUGCUCACAUUGCUGUAAUUCCGUUAUUUAUCUGUUCACGUUUUACUUCGAGCUGCAGCAGAGACUAAACAGUGGAACUUCCGGUUGAACAAUGGCGGAGGAAGAGUUACCAUCGGGGUGGGAAAAGCGAUUGAGCAGGUCUACUGGUCAACAUUACUACCUCAACAUCUACACAAAGGAAAGCCAAUGGGAUCGACCAGAUAAACCUGCAGAGCCCGUUUCUAGUAGUGGCCCAGAGCAGGUUCAAUGUAGUCAUUUGCUUGUAAAACACCAACAUUCUAGAAGGCCAUCUUCUUGGCGAGAAGAGGAGAUAACACGAACUAAAGAAGAGGCCCUUGAUUUAAUAAAAUCAUAUCGAGAACAAAUAGUUUCAGGACGUGCAUCGUUUUUUGAACUAGCUCAGAAAUACUCAGACUGCAGUUCAGCCCGUCGUGGUGGUGAAUUAGGCCUAUUUGCCCGAGGUGCAAUGCAGCGACCAUUUGAACAAGCAGCAUUUGCUCUCAAGGUUGGCGAAUUAAGUGAGCCAGUUACAACAGAUUCUGGAAUUCAUAUUAUUCUUCGCACUGCUUAACUGAUUUUCUUCCACUGGUUGGGAUAAUGUACAUUAAAUAGACAAAGUAUAGAGAGAAUGAUUGAAUUGUUCUGUUAAAUGAAUGUAAGAAAUACUUUAAUCAUCAGUAUAUAAAUAGGAAAAUGUAUAGAAGCGCUGAUUCAUGAUAACUUGCUGAGUAAAGUGAAAUGUUUCAGAAAAUCUGUAUAUUGUGCAAAUUUAAUGCAUGAUUAUGCCUAAUACAGUUUUCAUAUCAUUCUUUUAGGUCUUUUUGACCAAGAAUAUUAUGGCAAUUUGUUACCAUUAGUAAUCAUUCCUAUAUACUACUAACUUUUGUUUAUAUGUUUUCUUGCUUUGCUGAUUUUACAGUAUUGUUAAAACAGACUGAUUAAUUGUUUCAAUAUUUAGAAUCAAAUUUAAGUAUUCUGAAGAUUUAAUUCUUGUUCUUAACAAGUUAUUUCUUGGGUAUUAAAUAAACUGAAAUUUGCUACUGUCCUUAUCUUGAAAAUAGUUUGUGCUUUAUUCUUAAGGUAUGAUUCUUUGUGAAAUCAGGUCGUAUUUCUUUGAGUUGAUGAAUACAUGUGAUCUUGUGAAUUAUAGAUUGUAUGCACUCUCUGCAUUAGUUGUUACAACGUGUGAUAUCAACAAUCUUCUAUAUCUGAAUAUAACCUUGGCAUGUUAAGCUGUAUGUUAAAUGUAGUUGACCACUUUGAAUUAGGAAUUAUGUAAUCUUCAUAAAAUAUGGAGAAGAAAAUACAAAUUCCAUUGGGAGUUCAUUAAUUAAUUCCUAAUGUAAUAAAAUGUGAUGCAGGAAAAUCAGUGCAUUUAUUCAUGUGACUUGUUAGUUGUUUUGAGUAUUUCAUGUUUAACCCUAUGAAAUGCUAUGUUUAUGAUAGUUGACAAUAUUGGGUUUCAAAUGAUAUGUUCAAUGUAUCUGAAGUUUGCAUUGCAUUAUUAGAUUCCAAAUCAAUCUUUAAAAAAUUGAUAUUGUCUUGUUUUUUCCUUUAUAUAAUAUUUAUUGGAUCUAUUUAUUAGAUCCAUCACUUACAAGGAAUUAAGCCAUCUGCAGAUUUGUAAAUUAUGCUGGAAACUUUAUCAUACAUUAUAUUAUCAUGUUUAGUACACUCUGCAUGCUCCCAUUUAUGAAAAUUCUGCUUGAAAGCUCUGUGUAAACUUUUUUACAAAGAUUUAAUGUAUACACUAGACAGAAAUAUGUUAAAUAAUGAAGCACUUAUUAUGCUGGAACACUUUGUUUAAUUUUGAUAUCUCUUCGCACAAAUUUAAAGUCUUAGCCAACAAUGUCAUUACUAACUACGUUUAUUUGUGGAUAUAUUUUUUUCCUUCACGUGUACAGUAAGUGUCUGUGUGAAAUGAAAUAAAGUUUCAUUUUUAAGAGUAAGAAUAUCUUGCAUUGUGAAAAUUAUGAUGGUUCCUUCCCAAUGGUGACAAUGGGGUCUUAGUUUUACAUUCGUACAGAGUGAAGAAAUCAAAUGAAAUGCUAACUGAAGUUAUUUUACAAGGAUUCUGAGCUUUCCAUUUCCUAUUUUCAACUUGAAACUACAUUUAUUUUAUUUAAGUAUCAUGUAAAAAACACUGUAAAUGCAAAUAGAUUUGAAAUAACAUUCUCUGAUGUAUCAGUCAUACUUUUUUAUUAAAGGUGAGUUUUAGUAAGUUAAAUGAGAUAACAAUUUUACAAAUUUGACUCUGUUGAUGGUAAGUGCAAGUUAGAAGAAUGAUUUCUAAACACAGCAGAGAAAUAAACCUCCAAAGACUGGAUAAUCACAAAUUUAUGACAUUCAUGUAAAAACUAAAAAGAAAUUUUGGAAAAAUAUUUUUAUCUAAGAAAAUUUCCAACAUUGUCAAAGUAAUGUCCCUAUUCAUAAAAGACAUUUGAAAAUUUUUAUUAGUCUGUAAAGUAUUUUUGUGCCUUUAUCAUUGCUAACAAACUUGAUAAACCUUUAUCAAUUAAUACAUACAUUUAAGUUUUGUGUUUAAGUUUUGUACAAAUAUAUACAGGCAAAGAGCGAAGAAAAUUCUUUUAGAAUUAUAGGUUGUUAAUAAAAUUAGAAUUAUUUUUUAAACAAAAAUGGAUAAAUAUUCUGGUUCUUUUUCUUUUCUCACUUAAAUAAUCAAUGAAUAUUUUGAGGGAAAUAUUGAAGGUGUUUUUUGUUUGCU
Molecule: messenger RNA, 2766 nt
Organism: Gryllus bimaculatus (two-spotted cricket)
Lineage: Eukaryota; Metazoa; Arthropoda; Insecta; Orthoptera; Gryllidae
Source: the annotation of a GenBank genome assembly